Molecule: messenger RNA, 2424 nt
Organism: Trichoplax adhaerens
Lineage: Eukaryota; Metazoa; Placozoa; Uniplacotomia; Trichoplacea; Trichoplacidae
Exons: 22
Coding region: 1-2424 (807 amino acids)
Biological process (GO): maturation of 5.8S rRNA from tricistronic rRNA transcript (SSU-rRNA, 5.8S rRNA, LSU-rRNA); maturation of LSU-rRNA from tricistronic rRNA transcript (SSU-rRNA, 5.8S rRNA, LSU-rRNA); rRNA methylation
Cellular component (GO): preribosome, large subunit precursor; nucleus; nucleolus
Molecular function (GO): rRNA (guanine) methyltransferase activity; rRNA (uridine-2'-O-ribose)-methyltransferase activity
Source: RefSeq, a predicted model, not a curated record
AUGGGUAAAAAAGUAAAAGUCGGCAAGAAAAGGAAGGAUAAAUUUUAUAAAUUAGCCAAAGAAACCGGUUAUCGUGCUCGCUCAGCUUUCAAGUUAAUCCAAUUAAACCGGAAAUUUCAGUUUUUAGAAACUUCACGAGUCUUGGUAGAUCUAUGUGCAGCACCUGGAGGAUGGUUACAAGUAGCAUCAAGAUUUAUGCCCAUAUCUAGUUUGAUCGUUGGUGUUGAUUUAGUAACUAUCAAACCAAUUCCUAAUGUUAUUACUUUAACCGGAGACAUUACUACUGACGCUUGCAAACAGGCUAUCAAAAAGGAACUACAUACAUGGAAGGCUGAUAGUGUACUACACGAUGGAGCUCCUAAUGUCGGGCAAGCAUGGGUUCAGGACGCCUUUUCUCAAGCUCAGCUAACAUUAAGUGCAUUACGUCUUGCUUGCCAACUCUUAAAGCGUGGAGGCUGCUUUAUAACUAAAGUCUUUCGAUCAAAAGAUUACUAUUCAUUAAUGUGGGUUUUUCAGCAAUUAUUUAAAAAAGUCCACGCGACUAAACCGCAGGGAUUUUUAGCUCCUGAUAAGAUUGACCCCAAGUUUCUUGAUAGUAAGCACAUUUUUAAAGAUAUUGAAACGGAAACGAAACAAAACAAAAUAAAUUUAAUGUUUUCUGAGAAAAGAAAGGAUAGAAAUCGAGCGGGAUAUCCAGACAACAAGCAUACACUGUUUACUAGUACACCUGUUACUGAUUUUAUUACAAGUGAAAAUUAUCUAGAUCACUUAGCUUCGAGUAAUACGCUCACAUUCGAUGAGGAUAGCUUGAUCAUUGCGAAGCAUCCACUUACCACAGAGGAAAUUAAAACUUAUUGCCAAGAUAUCAAAGUACUUGGUAGGAAAGAAAUCAGAACCCUUAUAAAAUGGCGUAGUGACAUUAGAGACUUUUAUGAACAAAAGGCAACAGCUAGUGAAACUAAGAAAACAGAAAAUGACGAAAGCGCUGGUGUUGAAAGUGACGAUGAUGAGGAUGCUGCGAAAAAAAAAAUCGAAGAGUUUGAAAAUGAAGAGGCAUCAGAACGGAAAAGUCAUUUACUUAUUCAUAUUCAAAAUAUGAUGAUGAUAAAAAGACAAAGACGGAAACGUAUGCAGCUUAAACGCAAAGCUAGAGAGAGACAACUGCUGAAAAUGAAAGUGCCUGAUAGUGGUAUUAACUUAUCAGAAGACAACUCAUUAUUUUCUCUCUCUACAAUUACCGAUCCUAAGAAAUUGAGUAAUGUCAACAGCGGUGAGAUGAUGCUUGGUGACGAUGAAGAUGAAGAUAAAACUGAAGCGAUGAAUUUGGAUUCGAAAAACGACACCGAAAGUGACUUUGAUAGCAAUGAUAGCUACAGUGAUGAUGACGACGAAGAAAGUAGAAGUGAUACAAAUCACUCUGAUAAUAUUACUAAAACCAUUGGUGACAAAAAAUCUAGUAAUCCUCUUAUUAUUGAAAUGCCGGAAGAACGAUCCUUAAAGCAAAAGACAAAUAUGUGGUUUAGUAAAAAUAUUUUUAAAGAAAUGGAUAAUGAUCAAGAUGAGGAGUUGGACUUUCAACAAUCAAUAUCAAAUCUUAAGGGAGAUAAAUACAACUCUUGGAAGGAAGAUCCUAAAAUGGAUAGUAAUUAUAGAAACAAGAGUAAUGGAUCUCCAUCCAAGGGAGAAAGUUUGUCCGAUACUACCACUACCAAUGUACGAAAAGUCGUUAAGAGUGACGAUGAUGACAGCGAUGAGAGCGACAGCGAUAGCGAUUAUGAUUAUUAUCAAGGAAUGAAAAAUAAUACCAAAACGAUUAACAAUGACUCGUCACAACUAAUAACUAGAAACGAUUUCGAAAUUGCUCCUGUAGAAAAUACUAUCGCACCGAAAUAUUUAUCGCCAGAAGGUUUAGCUAUUGGAGCAUUAGCUGCUACAUCGAAAAAGCGAAAAGAAGAAUUUAUAGAUAGUGCUUAUAAUAGAUACACUUUCAAUGAUGAAAAUCUACCGGAUUGGUUUACUGAAUAUGAGAAAAAGCAUUAUCAAAAGCAGAUACCACUAACAAAGGAAGAAAUUCAAGAACAAAAGAAGAAAUUACAAGAGAUUAAUGCACGGCCGAUUAAAAAAGUAGCUGAGGCAAAAGCUAGAAAAAAGAUGAAGACCUUAAGAAAAGUAGAGAGAAUGCGAAAAAAAGCUGAAGCUAUUCUCGACACUUCGGACGCCACUGACAGAGAAAAGAUGUUACAAAUAAAAAGUAUAUACAAGAAGGCUGGAGUAGGAAAGGCAAAAAAAAGCGAAAAACAAUAUGUAGUAGGCAGAAAAAACUUAGGUAAAAAGCGGCCACCUGGUGUUAAAGGAAGAUAUAAAAUGGUAGAUAAAAGACUGAAAAAAGACAAGCGGGCCUCCAAUAAAAAAAACAGAAAGUGA